Messenger RNA from Manduca sexta (tobacco hornworm), 3080 nucleotides. RefSeq names its product xanthine dehydrogenase 1-like. Bases 45 to 2954 code for a protein of 969 amino acids. The transcript is spliced from 14 exons. Gene Ontology annotation, molecular function: oxidoreductase activity; 2 iron, 2 sulfur cluster binding; iron ion binding. The record is from RefSeq and is a predicted model, not a curated record. NCBI's taxonomy places the organism in Eukaryota, Metazoa, Arthropoda, Insecta, Lepidoptera, Sphingidae.
UGAUGGUGUAGUCAGUCAAGUUACUACUUUCCUGCUACGCAGUCAUGGACCGCAUUUACUUUAAAGUGAAUGGUGUCGAGAGAUCGGUGGGAUGCGAGGUGAGCUCGGACCUGACGCUGGUGGACUACCUGCGGGACUGGCUGGAGCUGCGCGGCACCAAGUACAUGUGUCGCGAGGGCGGCUGCGGCGCCUGCAUCGUCGCCGCCUCCAAGUGCCCCGGCGCUCCUGUACAAGCUGUUAACUCGUGCCUGGUAUCGGUGACGUCAUGUCAGGGCUGGGAGAUCACGACAAUAGAAGAAGUUGGCAACAGGAAAAAAGGGUAUCACGAGUUGCAGAAGACUUUAGCCGAUAGCAAUGGGAGCCAGUGUGGGUACUGCAGCCCCGCAUGGGUGAUGGCUAUGUACAGCCUCAUCCAAGAAAAGAAGGACAUAACAAUGUUGGAAAUAGAACAGUCUUUCGGGAGCAAUGUUUGUCGAUGCACAGGCUACAGACCUAUACUAGAAGCGCUCAAGAAAUUUGCAAUAGAUGCUCCGAAGGAUAAAAAAAUUACUGAUAUCGAAUAUUUGAAUAUAUGUAAUAGAACUGGACAGCAUUGCUUCAAGGCCACCUGUAAUGAAAAUGAGUGGUGCAUGAUAUCAGCUGAUGAUGUAAAACCUCCACACAUUUUAAAGAUUAAACUGAAGGAUGGUAAAAACUGGUACAGAGUGUGUCAAGUAAAUGAUAUUUUCAAUAUUCUCAAUAAAAUCGGUUAUGAGUCCUACAUGUUGGUGUCUGGAAAUACGGCUAAAGGAGCAUACCCAAUACUCGCAUAUCCCCAGCAUCUGAUAGACAUCAGCGCUGUUGAAGAAUUAAAAACUUAUAAAAUAGAUCAAAACCUGAUCAUCGGAGCUGGACUGACUUUGACUGAAUUGAGAGAUAAAUUUGAUAUUACUUCCAAAGAAAACUAUUUCGGAUAUCUAAAAACAUUAAGCAAGCAUCUCAAAUUAGUAGCACAUAUUCCCGUCAGAAAUUUGGGAUCAAUUGGGGGUAAUCUGAUGAUAAAGCACGCACAUAACCAAUUUUCCUCGGAUUUGUUUCUUUUGUUUACAACUGCUGGCGCACAAAUUGUUAUAUUGACAUCGAAAGGGGUGAAGAGAACUCUGAACAUGGAACAGUUUUUAAAAGAAGAUAUGAAAGGGAAGGUCAUAUUGCAAGUGAUGUUGCCGCCGUUAAGCAGUGAUUACCAUAUUGUCACUUAUAAGGUGAUGCCUCGCUCACAAAGCGCACACGCAAUAGUAAACGCUGGAUUUAUGUACAAACUAGAUGGAGGAGGUACAAUUAAGCAGUGCAGGAUUGUCUACGGCGGAUUGUCACCGGUUUUCAUCAAAGCCUCAUCAACUAAAUCAUAUUUAAUUGGAAAGAAUCUCUUUACCAAUGAAACAUUGCAAGGUGCUUUGAAUGUUUUGGAACACGAGAUAGUGGUGACGAACAGUCCACCAGAGCCCUCCGUGGAGUACAGAAAACAGCUGGCUUUAGGCUUGUUUUAUAAAAGUGUUCUGUCUCUAUGCCCAACAAACAUACUCGGAUCUCAGUACCGAUCCGGGGCGACCAAGAUUCACGAAACACGACCGGUGUCAGAAUCUCGGCAAGUGUUUGACACUAAUACUGAUUUGUGGCCUCUAAACCAACCGAUACCUAAGGUCGAUGCAUUGGUACAAUGUGCUGGGGAAGCGAAGUAUGUAGAUGAUAUUCCAACCAUAACCGAUGAAGUACACGCAGCGUUAGUUCUCAGCACCGUCGCUGUAGGAGAUAUUGUGGACAUAGAUGCAAGUGCCGCUCUAGAAAUGCCAGGAGUAAUUGCAUUUUACUCUGCAAAAGAUAUACCUGGACAGAACACAUUCACGCCAACUGGGUUUACAUUGUAUUUGGCUGAUGAGGAAAUAUUUUGCAGCGGAAAAGUCAAAUAUUACAACCAACCAAUUGGCAUGAUCGUUGCUGAAACCCCAUCCAUUGCAAAACGAGCUGCAAAACUAGUCCAGGCUACUUAUAGGAAUGUCAAAAAGCCAAUUCUUGAUAUAAAAGAUGCUAAAAAAGACUCUAAAAGAAACACUUCAUAUUUGUCCGUUCAAGCUGCAACCAAAGGGUCUGAUAUAAAGAAAGUGAUCAAAGGAGAAAAUGUAAUUUACGCACAAUACCAUUACAUGAUGGAAACGCUGGCAUGCGUAACGACACCGACAGAGGAAGGACUGGCUCUGUACCUGACAACGCAUUGGAUCGAUGGCACUCAGAUGGUUUUAUCAAGAGCAUUGAACUUAAAAUGCAAUAAGAUAGAUAUUCACGUGCGGCGUCUAGGAGGAUCAUUUGGCUUCAAAAUAUCUCGAAGCAUGCUCAUUGCUGUUGCGAGCAGCUUAGCCACGUUGAAGCUGAACAAACCGUGUCGGCUAAUACAACCUAUGACUAGCAAUAUGAGGGCUCUAGGCAAGAGAUUCCCAUGCUCUACAGACUUUCAGGUUGCAGUGAAUAACGAUGGAGUUAUCCAAUACAUGGACUACUUCCUCUAUGAAGACAAUGGGCAUAUAAUCAACGAGAAACUUUCGCUACUUGGUGCCGAAUCGUAUAACAACUGCUACGACAGCUCAAAAUGGAAUGUCGAUUGUUACGACACCAUCACCGAUACUGCGAAAACCACAUGGUGCAGAGCACCAGGUACACUAGAAAAUAUUGCAAUGAUCGAACAGGUCAUGGAACAAAUUUCUUACGAGAUGAACUUAGAUCCGCUGGAAGUUAGAUUAGCAAACUUGGAUACAGUCAACUACGGUGACUUAAAAGAAAUGGCUACAACUCUGACUACAACUGCCGACUACAGUCAGCGAAAAGUGGCCGUCAAAAGAAUUCAAUUCUCAAAACAGAUGGAAGAAACGUGGUCUAGGAAUAACUAUGAUGAGAUGGACUCCCUUUGGAUACCCAUAUUUUGACGUCACUGUUUCAGUUUUCCACGAGGAUGGAAGUGUGGUAAUCAUUCAUGGUGGUAUAGAUAUGGGCCAAGGUCUGAAUACUAAAGCUGUGCAAAUUUGCGCUUACAUACUCAAAAUUCCUAUAGA